AUGUCGACGCUCAAAGCUGUGUUCUUUGAUUUAGACGACACGUUAGUUCCAACGUCCGUGUACGACGUGAGAGCAUACGCGGACGUGAAAACCAGCGUACUCGCUUGGGUUGGAGAAGAAAAAUUCCAGUCGUUAGACGUGGAUAAAUUAGUCGCGGACUUUAAAGAGAAAUUCGUCAAAGCACCGUGGGAUCCAGAGUAUAAAACCGACGUGUUCACGUGGCGUUCGAGAGUCUGGGAGCACGCGUUAAAGUUGCAAAACGUGGAAAACGCGGAAGAAGUUGGAGUGAAGUGUCAAAAAUGUUUCGACGACAACCGCAUGGGCACUUUUCCUUUGCACGACUGCGUGAAAGAACUGAGCGAGUACAUCAACUCGAAAGGCUUAGAGAUGUGCAUAAUCACAAAUGGGCAUCAUCGGGUGCAGAGAGAUAAAUUAGAAGCGUGCAGCGCGUACACGUUAUUUGAGAACAUAAUCGUAGGUGGUGAAGAAGUGUUAGCAGGACGUAAAGAGAAACCAGACCGUGGUAUUUUUAUGAAAGCGUGCAAAUACGUGGGAUGUUUGCCGAGCGAAGCCAUCCACGUCGGGGACUCUCUGGGUGCUGAUAUUCAAGGAGGCAUCAACGCAGAGUUAUUAGCGACGGUUUUUAUUAACGUCAAAUCGCGCGAUGCGAGCACUUUUCAGCCGAUGCCUACGUAUACGAUCAAACACAUAGCCGAACUGAAAGAGAUCAUCGAUAAAUUAUUAGUAGAAUAA
This is a messenger RNA of Bathycoccus prasinos, 753 nucleotides long. RefSeq names its product N-acylneuraminate-9-phosphatase. NCBI's taxonomy places the organism in Eukaryota, Viridiplantae, Chlorophyta, Mamiellophyceae, Mamiellales, Bathycoccaceae. The transcript has a single exon. The record is from RefSeq and is a predicted model, not a curated record. Bases 1 to 753 code for a protein of 250 amino acids.